Molecule: messenger RNA, 549 nt
Organism: Penicillium soppii
Lineage: Eukaryota; Fungi; Ascomycota; Eurotiomycetes; Eurotiales; Aspergillaceae
Exons: 2
Coding region: 1-549 (182 amino acids)
Biological process (GO): autophagy of mitochondrion
Cellular component (GO): mitochondrion
Source: RefSeq, a predicted model, not a curated record
AUGGCGUGUCCCAUCAGCGUCAGCAAAUUCGUCGGCACGGUCUCACUCGGUCUGCUUACCGGCCUCUCCUACUCCACAGCAGCAAUCACAAUCCCCGCCCUGCAACUCCUCCCCACAGCACCUACAGCUGCGCGCUCCCUGAAUGAAGUCAAGCGUCUGAGUCGCCGCUACGCACUCCGCCUCUCCUUCCUCGCAAACUCCUGUUUCUGCUUCGCAUGGUGUCUCUCCUCCCCGCGCCGCAGACACCCAUACAUGGUAUGGCUGUGUGCAUUCUCAGCUGUCAGCGCGCACGGCGUGGACUUUUGGUUCAACCGCCACCUCGGCUUUAAAAACUGGGUCUCUGCUGUUAUUCGGGACGUGUCGCAUAUCUCACUGAAGGAGUCGAAGAAAGAUGAGGACCUCGUUGUUGUCGAGGCUGAUGAUGAUCUGAAUGGGGAGACUGUGCAGCGGGAGAUGGUUCGCGAGCGUCGCCUGCACUACGUGCGCGCUUGGUUGUCGGGCGUUGCGCUUUCCAUUGGUGUUGUUGGGCUUUGGGGGGAUAAGAGAUGA